This is a messenger RNA of Gorilla gorilla gorilla (western lowland gorilla), 3366 nucleotides long. It is a transcript of the gene MTFR1L, whose product is annotated as mitochondrial fission regulator 1 like. NCBI's taxonomy places the organism in Eukaryota, Metazoa, Chordata, Mammalia, Primates, Hominidae. The transcript is spliced from 7 exons. The record is from RefSeq and is a predicted model, not a curated record. Gene Ontology annotation, biological process: mitochondrial fission; aerobic respiration. The coding region runs from base 1569 to 2447 and encodes 292 amino acids. Gene Ontology annotation, cellular component: mitochondrion.
GGCUGGGGGGGAGUGUACUUCCAGAAAAACCAGUAAAAGAAGGAAGCAGAAGAGGGAAAGGAAAAAUGCUGAGCAGGAGCAGUCUCAGCCCAGCCUUGGCCUGACCCACGGUGGAAGAGCUGUGACGCAUAAACCACACUGCAGAGCUGAACUGGCCUUUUGGACCUUGUAUCAGUCAUUGGCUUGGGAGGUGAAGGAAAUUCCCAGGUAGGGGGCUCCAUUCUUCCUGCAAGGGGAUCUGAGUGGGACACCAAAUCAGCAUCUACACCCAGGACAGCCAGCCAGCGUGGACUUGCAUGAUCCGCCAUCGCACAGGAGGGAAAGGUAAUCAUUAAAACACAAUGUGCCAUCCUGUGAAGAGGGCCAGACCUGGAAGUCAAUCUUCAGCGUUUGAGAUAUGGUGGAGAUCAGGGUGGAUGACCUCUGAGGUCUCUAGCCAGGACCAGUUACAUAAUUUGCACAGCCCCGUGCAAAAUGAAAACACAAGACCCCCUAUUAGAAAAUCAUUUCAAGACGGCAACAGCAAAGUACUAAACCAAGUACAGGGUUCUGAGCAUGCGGACCGUUGUGACUGCAUGGACUGUUCACCCAUGAAACCAGCUCUGUCUCUGGCAGAGGGGACUGCAGGCUUUGGAACCAAGGAACUCCAGCCUGGGAGCCAGGCACAGCCCGAGGCUGUGCUGAAGGCAGAGAAGGAAAUGUGACCCAGGAACUGCAUGCCACAGACCAAGACAGUGAGGGCUGGAGCACAAAGAGGGAGUGGGUUAGGGAGCCUGGAAGGAAUGUGGCUCUUCCCACAGAGCCUCUGGAGUCUUGUGCAUCAAGUACACAUCUAAUAAGCAAACUCAUUGAAUAUACCGUGUGUGUGAGAGAGAGAGAGAGACAGAGAGAGAGAGAGAGGCUAAAAUAGAAGAAAGCUGCAAAGUGCUGGAGGGCAGGAGUCAGAGGAGAAAGAGGCCCAUUCUGCGCAUUCUUGCUGGAGAGAGGCUUUGCAAAGGGACCUGUCUGGGAACCAAGAACUGGGAAGGGGGCCAGGGUGAGGAUUCUGAAGUUUGCCCUAGGGGUAGGAGCAUAUUUUAGGGGUCGAGCGACACACCCCUGGGCUUCCAGAAGUCGGAUGGGGCUAAACGUGGAGAGCAACAAGCAGGGGGACGCGACGAAUAUCAGGCCGAGGGAUCUCCAAACGCAGCCAACUCCUCCUGGGGACACAAACCCCGCGGGGGCACGGUCUCGAUGGAGGGGAGUGUGCUCCGCGGUAUCGGAGCCUACGGCCACCAGCGCCUCGCCCACUCGGGGGCCGCGCUCCCCUCGCCACCGAGCUGGACCCGCCUCCUGACGGUGCGCGGAGGUGCGGCUCGGUGCGCAGCUGCGGAGGAUCGCUUCCGGGGGGCGGGUCAGCGGAAGUGAGGGCGGUUGAGGCUGGGCGGCCCAAGGUGGAAGGAGGGGCCGUGAGGUGAGAGAGUCCGGGAGCCUGAGCCUGAGAUGGCCUGAUAUGAAGGAGUCACGCCUUCCGCCUCCCGGAGCUGCCCAGUGGCUGCCUUGUCCUUCAAGUGCAGGAGCUGGUUCGAAUGUCAGGAAUGGAAGCCACUGUGACCAUCCCAAUCUGGCAAAACAAGCCACAUGGGGCUGCUCGAAGUGUAGUAAGAAGAAUUGGUACCAACCUACCCUUGAAGCCGUGUGCCCGGGCGUCCUUUGAGACCCUGCCCAACAUCUCUGACCUGUGUUUGAGAGAUGUGCCCCCAGUCCCUACCCUGGCUGACAUUGCCUGGAUUGCUGCGGAUGAAGAGGAGACAUAUGCCCGGGUCAGGAGUGAUACGCGCCCCCUGAGGCACACCUGGAAACCCAGCCCUCUGAUUGUCAUGCAGCGCAAUGCCUCUGUUCCCAACCUGCGUGGGUCCGAGGAGAGGCUUCUGGCCCUGAAGAAGCCAGCCCUGCCAGCCCUAAGCCGCACUACUGAGCUGCAGGACGAGCUGAGCCACUUGCGCAGCCAGAUUGCAAAGAUAGUGGCAGCUGAUGCAGCUUCGGCUUCAUUAACGCCAGAUUUCUUAUCUCCAGGAAGUUCAAAUGUCUCUUCUCCCUUACCUUGUUUUGGAUCCUCAUUCCACUCUACAACUUCCUUUGUCAUUAGUGACAUCACCGAGGAGACAGAGGUGGAGGUCCCUGAGCUUCCAUCAGUCCCCCUGCUUUGUUCUGCCAGCCCUGAAUGUUGCAAACUAGAACACAAAGCUGCCUGCAGUUCGUCUGAAGAGGAUGACUGCGUCUCUUUGUCCAAGGCCAGCAGCUUUGCAGACAUGAUGGGUAUCCUGAAGGACUUUCACCGAAUGAAACAGAGUCAAGAUCUGAACCGGAGUUUAUUGAAGGAGGAAGACCCUGCUGUGCUUAUCUCUGAGGUCCUAAGGAGGAAGUUUGCUCUAAAGGAAGAAGAUAUCAGUAGAAAAGGAAACUGACAACCCUCAGCUCUGCAAACUCAGUCUCAUGCUCCUGGAAUACCUUCAAUAGCUGCCUUCCUCACUGCAGAUGUUUCUGCCUCUUAAGGAUAGAUCUUCUGCAACAGUCUUGCUGACAAGCUAGAGCUUGGACUGAAAGAAAAGAGCUGGAUUAUAUGUUUCCCAGACUUCAAACCCUAGCAGAAGCUAAGGCUUGUGAUUUGACCUGAGACAUUUGUUUCAGGUAAUCGUGUAGAAUGAAGUAUCUUAGUUUAAAGGGUAAGAGAGAAGUUGUUUCUGGUUUUUCCUUGCCCCUGUGUGAAAAUAGGUCCUAAAUGACUGACUUCACUGCAUUAGACCCUAUAACUGGUCUCACAAGAUACUUUGUGCCCAGCUGUCACUCACUCUCAGCAGCUUCCUUGCAGCAGAGCAGGGCUGAGGGGAAGGGGCUAUAAAUGUUUGUAUACAUGUUCACAGGGCACGGAAAAUCUUAUGCUGCUCCGUCAUAAACCUACACCAAUGCCCAGCAAUCACCCUCCUCACUUCCUUGUCUAGAUGUAGAGGUCAGGCUGCUGAACCAGCCGACACAUGGGCUACUGCUGGGAAGCCUGGGCUGUUUUUUUUUCUUAAACACAUUUUAUAUUACUGAACAACCAAAUCUACCCUCCACGGCCCUGAGGCCUUAUCAGUUCCACUGAUUAAAAACUUUCUCUUCCACGGACUUUAAGCCCGGUAGGAAAGAGAAAGGAGGAGGGGGAAAGAGCAAACCAUCUUUCUUCCAGGCCCUUGACUGCUCCUUUGGGCUGGGCCAAGGUUUGUAUGUACCACACCAUGCAUGACUCAGAUGCCCUCAGGUCCCUUUCUCUAUGGUAUGUAUACUGCUUGUGUUUGGGUUGAAGCACUACCUGACAUUAAAGGAAGGACUUGGAGAGAGAAUGCA